UUACAAAUUAUACUAAAUGUUGCAUUCACAGCUGUUGAACGGCCUUGAAAUAAAAUUAUUAUUACGCUGUUGUUGCAACAAACAAUUGGCAGUGACAACAAUUAAGAAAAAACAGAAGGGCAGCAGCGCAGCAUUUUUAAAUCCAAAAUCUAAAACAGGUGUCCAUUCAACAACAGAAACAACCAACAAAGGGCUGCAGCUAUUUAGUUUUAAAAACUUAAUAGCAAUUAUGAAUAACGAAAUAAUAACAACGUCAUCUCAAGAAAAUGUUCCACCAUCAGCGACUGCAGCAAGUAGAGACUUAUCAGACGCCACAACAGCGGCAUCCUCAACAACAGGUGAUCAAAGUAUGAAAAUAAAUAAAGUUAUUAAAAAAUACUUGGCUGCAUUUGAUUUUGAUUACACGGUAGUGGCCCAGAAUACCGAUACUGUCAUACGUGACCUCUUGCCACCCGAUAAGUUAACCAAAGAUAUGCAGGAUAUAAUAGAGGUUCAAGGCUGGACUGAGUAUAUGGCUGAAGUAUUUCGUCGUCUGCAUGCCUGUCACAUAAAACCGGACAAGAUACUACAAACCAUACACGGCAUACCAGAGGUGCCUGGUUUUGUUCGUAUGCUAAAGAGGCUUAACACUAAAUAUGGUUGCGAUUUGAUUGUCAUUAGCGAUUCCAAUAGUGUUUUUAUAGAAGAAUGGAUCAAAUCACAUGGUCUACAGGAAAAUUUCACAAAAGUCUUCACCAAUCCGGCUCAGUUUGAGGAUUCGGGACUGUUGACCAUUAAACCCUAUCAUCAUCAAACCGAUUGUCGUCUCAGUGCUGUCAAUCUGUGCAAGGGUAAAGUUUUGGAACAUUUUAUGAUUGAACAAGAUUUGCGCCAUAAUAUUACCUAUGAACGUGUUAUUUAUGUGGGCGAUGGCAAUAAUGAUAUCUGCCCUGUGACCAAAUUGCGCAAUCGUGAUAUAGCCUGUGCAAGAGAAGGUUUUGCCAUGGCCAAAACUUUAGCCAAAAAUCCCAUGAAACUAAAAGUACGUGCCGAAUUUAUUACCUGGAAAAGUGGUUUUGAUCUCCUAGACCAACUGGAGCGCCAUAUGGAAAAAUUGGCCAAGCAACAGGAAAAAGAAAAAGAACAUGAGUCACAACACUCCACAGCAGUAGUGGCAGAUAUUCCUCAAGCUACCAACACAGAAACUACCAAAGUUCAUUAGAUGGCCAAAGCCCGGAGUAUUAGUUAGAGAAUUUUAAAACAAACUCAUUAUUUACUACAAUUUUAAGAGCAUGUAAUUUUGUAGUAUAAAAACUCAUUAAAGGAACGUCUAUGGUUUUUAUCUGUUCAAAUUUCCUGCGCUAUACAUUCAAGUUUGUUUUCAUUCACCUUUUUUUCAAAAUGUUCGCUAGCUUAUCAGUUCACCUGCAAACACAAAUGCAAAUAGUGUUAGUUAGUGUCUUGUCUUGUUAUUAUGUCUUCUCUUUAAUAUGUAUGUAUAUGCAGCUGCACGUGUUGUCUUAAUUUUAAAUGUUGCUAUUUUUAAAUUGUAAUUUUGUUGUAAUUUGUUUAAAUAAAUGUUAAACUAUUUACUGUAUAAUUACUGUAUGUAUUUUGUAAAUAUAUUUAAGAUCAUUGCAAUCGUCAUUUGUGGGGACAGUCAUUUCUUUCAAGUUAA
Molecule: messenger RNA, 1657 nt
Organism: Lucilia cuprina (Australian sheep blowfly)
Lineage: Eukaryota; Metazoa; Arthropoda; Insecta; Diptera; Calliphoridae
Product: pyridoxal phosphate phosphatase PHOSPHO2
Exons: 1
Coding region: 17-1201 (394 amino acids)
Molecular function (GO): phosphatase activity
Source: RefSeq, a predicted model, not a curated record